Enterobius vermicularis (human pinworm) is the source of this 906-nucleotide messenger RNA. The record is from the annotation of a GenBank genome assembly. NCBI's taxonomy places the organism in Eukaryota, Metazoa, Nematoda, Chromadorea, Rhabditida, Oxyuridae.
AUGUCUGGUAUUUUUGCAUUUGCAGCAGCGUUAUGGAUAUACAGCAUAUGCCAGUCCAAAUCGACAGAUGUUUAUCGCAUCCAUCAUCUAAUGACAGCUCUCGUGAUCAUUAAGUCAUUGUCCUUGUUUUUCCAUGGUGUGAACUACUACUUUGUAUCGUUGUAUGGCCAACAGCGAGAAGUUUGGGCAAUAGUUUAUUAUGUUACCCACUUGCUGAAGGGAGCUUUGCUUUUUGGAACGAUUAUUUUGAUUGGUACUGGAUACACGUUUUUUAAAAAUUUUUUGAGCGAUCGCGAUAGAAAGCUUGUAAUGAUCGUGCUUCCACUUCAAGUUGUAGACAAUAUUGCCAUGAUUAUCAUUGAGGAGAGUGAAUUUGCUGAACAAAGUUACCAGUUCUGGUUCCAAAUUUUUAUUCUUAUCGAUAUCGUUUGUUGUAUGGCUAUUAUUUUACCAAUUAUUUGGUCAAUGCGUCAUCUCCAAGAAGGCGCCAGAAGUGACGGCAAGGCUGCUUUUAACCUCGAAAAGCUGGUAUUAUUCCGGCAUUUUUACCUCAUAGUAAUAAGCUAUAUAUAUCUGACACGCGUAAUAAAAUUUUUUGUCGAAUACGUCGUACCAUUUGACUAUGAAUGGAUUUCUGACGCCGUUGUUGAAGUCUCUACACUUUUCUUUUUCUUGAUUACUGGACAUAAAUUUCGGCCUCAAGAGAGGAAUCCAUACUUAAAAUUAGCUCAGGAUGUGGAAGGAGAGGCGUACGUUUUCACAGUUUUGUUUAAGAAUUUAUUUCUCAAAUAUUUUGGUUCUUUAUUGUCAUAUAUAGACGUGACUAAGGGAUUUUUUUAUUUUCAGAUAGUUGUUGCGUUUUGUUUUACGUGCUGUUCUAUUUGUGUUAAUCUUUUUACUUCUUAA